CAAUUUGCACAAGGUAUAAGUUUAUCUAUUCAUGGGGCUGAAAAGCGUGUGCAACUCUGUCAGAGGAGAACUGCAGCAAGUUACCGAGUGUCACAGCAUCCGCCUGUGGUCAGGCAUCCUUCACUCCCACAAGACAGAAGGUCAAUAAACAUGGAAGCCUCAUCUUCUGGAUCUAGUAUUUCAGCAGUCACUGGAGGAAAAGCAAAGUCCCAUCAGCCAGAAGGAAGAGAGGAUUUUCAGGUUAACCGACUGGAAACGCAAAGGUGGAUAAAACCAGACAUACAGAAGACAGAUGUGGACUUUUCAGAAAUUCUUAAUGCAAUACAAGAAAUAGCUAAGGAUGUCAACAUUUUUUUUGAUGAGUUAGAAGGUGUGAACAGCCCUUCCAAAGAUGAUGACUCCCUGCUUCACCAUGGUAAUUUGACCAGUACUUCUGAUGAUGCCAGCAGGCUGGAAGUUGUGGGCGAGGAAGUACCUGAUAAGAACAAAACCAGUGGACUAUAUUUUAGAGAUGGGAAAUGUCGGAUUGACUACAUCCUGGUAUAUAGAAAAUCUAAUCUACAGGCAGAAAAGAGGGAAGUAUUUGAGAGAAAUAUCAGAGCAGAAGGUCUUCAAAUGGAAAAAGAGUCAUCUCUAACAAACAGUGACAUCAUCUUUGUGAAGUUGCAUGCUCCUUGGGAGGUCCUGGGCAAAUAUGCUGAACUAAUGAAUGUAAGAAUGCCUUUCAGGCCCUUUAACCCCUUCAAUGCUGGAGCCCCCUGCAUACUUGUGCGCUGCUGUUUUUUAAAUGGACAUUUCAUUGAAAUCAAUGGGAGGUCAAGAAGAUCCAGGAGAAAAAUCUAUUACCUGCACCGCCGAUACAAGUUCAUGAAUAGGAUCGAGAAACAAAUAAGCAGGUUUCGAGGAUGGUUACCUAGAAAGCCAAUGAAACUGGACAAGGAGACACUGCCAGAUCUGGAGGAGAAUGACUGCUAUACUGCUCCAUUUAGCCAACAAAGGAUCCAUCACUUCAUCAUACACAACAAAGAUACUUUCUUCAAUAAUGCUACAAGAAGUAGAAUUGUACACCAUAUCUUACAAAGAGUAAAAUAUGAAGAAGGGAAAAACAAAAUUGGUCUGAAUCGAUUGCUCAGUAAUGGCUCCUAUGAAGCUGCAUUUCCUCUUCAUGAGGGAAGUUACAGAAGUAAGAAUUCCAUAAAAACCCACGGGGCAGAAAACCACAGACACCUGCUCUAUGAGUGCUGGGCUUCCUGGGGAGUGUGGUAUAAAUACCAACCACUGGACCUCGUGAGACGGUACUUUGGUGAGAAAAUUGGGCUGUACUUUGCCUGGUUAGGCUGGUACACAGGGAUGCUCUUCCCAGCUGCCUUCAUUGGAUUGUUUGUCUUUUUGUAUGGAGUCACCACGUUGAACCACUGCCAAGUCAGUAAAGAAGUCUGCCAAGCUACAGAUAUCAUAAUGUGUCCUAUAUGUGAUAAAUACUGUCCCUUCAUGAGGUUAUCAGACAGCUGCGUUUAUGCCAAGGUAACCCAUCUUUUUGACAAUGGAGCUACUGUCUUUUUUGCUGUUUUCAUGGCUGUGUGGGCAACUGUUUUUCUGGAGUUCUGGAAAAGAAGGCGAGCAGUAAUUGCUUAUGACUGGGACUUGAUAGACUGGGAAGAAGAAGAGGAGGAAAUCCGUCCGCAGUUUGAAGCCAAGUACUCCAAGAAAGAACGAAUGAACCCCAUAUCUGGGAAGCCAGAGCCUUAUCAAGCAUUUGCAGAUAAAUGCAGCAGACUCAUUGUUUCAGCAUCUGGGAUAUUUUUUAUGAUCUGUGUGGUGAUUGCUGCUGUUUUUGAUGUUAUUUACCGUGUUGUGACUGUCAGCACUUUUGCUGCCUUUAAGUGGGCUUUAAUCAGGAAUAACUCUCAGGUUGCAACUACAGGGACUGCGGUGUGCAUCAACUUUUGCAUCAUCAUGCUACUGAAUGUGCUGUAUGAAAAGGUUGCUCUUUUCCUGACAAAUUUAGAGCAGCCUCGUACUGAGUCCGAGUGGGAGAACAGCUUCACUCUGAAAAUGUUUCUUUUUCAGUUUGUCAAUCUGAACAGCUCUACCUUUUAUAUAGCAUUCUUCCUUGGAAGAUUUACAGGACACCCUGGUGCCUACUUACGGCUGAUAAAUCGGUGGAGACUGGAAGAGUGCCACCCUAGUGGAUGCCUUAUUGAUCUCUGUAUGCAAAUGGGUAUCAUAAUGGUGCUAAAGCAGACUUGGAACAACUUUAUGGAACUGGGCUACCCGCUAAUUCAAAACUGGUGGACCAGGAGAAAACUACGACAAGAGUAUGGCACACAGAGAAAAGCAAGCUUCCCACAGUGGGAAAAGGACUACAACUUGCAGCCUAUGAAUGCUUAUGGACUCUUCGAUGAAUACCUAGAAAUGAUUCUUCAGUUUGGGUUCACAACCAUUUUUGUGGCAGCUUUUCCACUGGCACCACUUCUGGCCUUACUUAACAAUAUUAUUGAAAUUCGGCUCGAUGCAUACAAAUUUGUUACCCAGUGGAGAAGACCUUUAGCUUCAAGAGCCAAAGAUAUAGGAAUCUGGUAUGGGAUCCUGGAAGGCAUUGGAAUUCUUUCUGUAAUCACAAAUGCAUUUGUUAUAGCUGUGACAUCAGAUUUCAUCCCUCGCCUUGUUUAUGCUUACAAAUAUGGACCAUGUGCUGGCCAAGGAGAAGCUGGACAAAAGUGUAUGGUGGGUUAUGUUAAUGCCAGUUUAUCAGUAUUCCUGGUGUCUGACUUUGAAAACCGGUCAGAGCCGACAUCAAAUGGAAGUGAAUUCUCUGGUUCACCAUUAAAAUAUUGCAGGUACAGGGACUACCGGGACCCCCCUGACUCCCCGGAGCCCUACGGUUACACCCUGCAGUUCUGGCACGUCCUGGCUGCACGGCUGGCGUUCAUCAUCGUGUUUGAGCACCUCGUCUUUUGCAUAAAACACUUGAUUUCCUACUUAAUCCCAGAUCUCCCAAAAGAUCUGAGAGAUCGGAUGAGGAGAGAAAAGUACCUGAUUCAGGAAAUGAUGUAUGAAGCUGAGCUGGAACGUCUGCAGAAGGAGCGGAAGGAGAGGAAGAAGAAUGGAAAAUCUUAUCACAACGAGUGGCCAUGA
Molecule: messenger RNA, 3138 nt
Organism: Calypte anna (Anna's hummingbird)
Lineage: Eukaryota; Metazoa; Chordata; Aves; Apodiformes; Trochilidae
Gene: ANO4
Product: anoctamin 4
Biological process (GO): chloride transmembrane transport
Cellular component (GO): plasma membrane
Molecular function (GO): chloride channel activity; protein dimerization activity
Source: RefSeq, a predicted model, not a curated record